AACAACACAAUUAUUCGGACACUUUUUUCGAUUAAAAGUGUGGCAGUGUUUUCUCAAAAAUGAAAUCAAUUUUAUUAAUUUUAUUAGUGCUUGAUGUUGUGAUGUGUUUAAGGUGCCGACCAUGCGAGCCUGAUCUUUGUCCUCCACGUCCUCUAUGUAACGGAGGUUACGUGAAAGGAAUAUGCGGCUGCUGCGACACAUGCGCUAAAGUUGAUGGAGAAGAAUGCGGUGGCUUAUGGAAUAUGUAUGGAAAAUGUGAUGUUGGCUUUGUUUGCGCUCAAGUGAAACGACAUACAAAAGGUGUAUGUGUUUCAGUCAAAAAGAAAUCCAACAACAAGGAAAACACAUGUGCUUUAAAACCAGAGACUGGACCAUGUAGAGCAGCAAUUAAAGCUUGGUACUACGACUACAAAACUGAUACUUGCAAACGAUUUGUUUACGGUGGUUGCGGAGGAAAUACAAAUCGAUUCAGAGAGAAAAAGAUGUGUCAAAAAACAUGCUAUGCUUAACAAUAAAUUAUUAUUAUACAAUAUUUUAGUAUUAAUUUAUGACUUUGCUUUAAUAGUAACUUUAGAUAAUAACAUAUGUUAAGUUUUUUAAAUUUUUUUUCUUAUUCCUA
Molecule: messenger RNA, 619 nt
Organism: Hydra vulgaris (swiftwater hydra)
Lineage: Eukaryota; Metazoa; Cnidaria; Hydrozoa; Anthoathecata; Hydridae
Product: venom protein 302
Cellular component (GO): extracellular region
Molecular function (GO): serine-type endopeptidase inhibitor activity
Source: RefSeq, a predicted model, not a curated record